AUGCCGUUUGCUCCGCCUCCGUUUGUCGCGCCGGUAAUAUCUCCGACCCUCUACCUCUGUUGUUACAUAUCUCCGUUCAGUCGUCUAACGGUUUUAUUGUUUAUAUUAUGUUCGAAUCGGCGCCAUCUUGUCCGCCGUGUGGUGAACUCGUCGCCGUUGUCUAACAGAGUCGGAGCGCUCCACAUCGAUCCCUUUCCCGAGCAUUUCCUACGCAGCAACGACAAAAAGCUAUUUGCUGCCGUGAAAAAACUACUGAGUGAUGCCGAGUGGGAAACACUAUGCGACUCGCGAGUUGGUGUCUUCUGCAAGUUUCACGACCUCAAAUUCGAGUGGUCUUCGAAGUUGGUUCACACGAUGCUCUCAUAUCAGUUAGAGUGCAAGAAGAAGUAUGAGAUCUGGAGUGCGGUUGCGGAUAGCCCAAUUAGAUUUUCUCAUGAGUUUGAACAUCUCACCGGCCUCAACUGCGACUAUGUGGAGGAUCUUGGUGACCCCAAGUGCAAGGUUACUUUAGAUAUGAGAGCAUUCUGGGAGAAGCUCGGAGUAGGUGUUGAGCUUGGUCCGAGUCAAGUGGAGCUCAUUCGUGCAUGCGAAUGGGCAACAGACUGGCCGAAAUGA
Messenger RNA from Microthlaspi erraticum, 615 nucleotides. The record is from the annotation of a GenBank genome assembly. Lineage: Eukaryota; Viridiplantae; Streptophyta; Magnoliopsida; Brassicales; Brassicaceae.